Molecule: messenger RNA, 546 nt
Organism: Clonostachys rhizophaga
Lineage: Eukaryota; Fungi; Ascomycota; Sordariomycetes; Hypocreales; Bionectriaceae
Source: the annotation of a GenBank genome assembly
AUGUCCGUCAAGCCCCUCAUCACCUGCCUCUGGUUCGACGGCACGGCCGAGCAGGCAGCGGAGCAGUACACGUCCAUCUUCAAGAACAGCAAGUUAGGCCGCAAGACCUACUACCUGGAGGCCGGCAAGGAGUGCCACGGCCAGGAGCCCGGCUCGGUGAUGACGGUCGAGUUCGAGCUCAACGGGCAAAAGUUUGUCGGCCUCAACGGCGGGCCCAUGUUCAAGCACAACGAGGCGGUGUCGUUCCAGGUCGACUGCGAGGACCAGGCGGAGGUGGACUACUACUGGGACAAGCUGGGGCAGGGCGGGGACGAGGCGAGGAGGGUGUGCGGGUGGAUCGCGGACCGGUACGGGGUGGCGUGGCAGGUCGUGCCGAAGGUGCUCAAGGAGAUGCUGGACAGUGAGGAUAAGGAGGCGGCGGGGAGGGUGACGGUGGAGAUGAUGGGGAUGAAGAAGAUGGAUAUCGAGAGGCUGAGGAGUGCGUUUGAGGGGAGGCAUGUGCCUGAUCCGUUGAAGGUUCCGUCGGCGAGUGAGUGUGGUCGGUGA